AUGCUAAUAUUUAUAUUGAUACCUCUACUGGUCGCUGCAGAAUGGGUGGAGAUAACACAGAACAAUUACAAGAAAGAACCACAUAACACAAUGACACCCGUAUUUGAAGAAAGCACCAAUAAAAAUAAGAUUUACAGAAACCAUUCUUUUUCAAACCCCCAAUGGACUAAAAGUCACGUACAUAGAGUUCCUAGCACUGGAAACGUCAAAAGGCUACAUGGAAUUGAAAGAAAACCCAGUGUAAAAAUUGAAAGGAAUCCAUUGUUCCACGACGACAUAAUAAGUACAGAAAAACCAAAACGUAGAUUUGAAACUAAUAGGCCAAAAUCCGUAAAUCCUGCGAAAGUCGGUGAAAAUAAUGCAUAUCGAGACAACGGCUCCUAUAUUCAGAGGAAAUAUAUUCGACCAGCUUCCAAAAUAGACUUUAAUCGAAUGAGUCAAAAUACCGCUGUGCGUAAAUUAGUUUCUAGUGAUGAGAUGGAUAAUCAAAAGAAACAUUUUAGAACUACGGCAUCCCAAAACAUAAAUUCCGAAAGAGUUCCUGAAACUGAUGAAAUUAAUCUUAAAGCAACAUAUAUAGAUUCCAAAGAUACUUUAGAAACCUUGCAGAAAGAUUUUAAGAAAGGAAAUAAAGAAAUGUUUGAUGAAAUAAAGGUCGAAGCAGAAAAAUCUACCAAUGUAUCCAGCACUUACGAAAAAGAUGUAAGAAAUAAAAUUAAUGAAAAUAAAAACGAAAAAGAUGUAAGAAAUAAAAUUAAUGAAAAUAAAAACGAAAAAGAUGUAAGAAAUAAAAUUAAUGAAAAUAAAAACGCUAAUGAACAAAAGCGGUCCAAAACCGAAAAUACUAAAGUAAAUGAAAAGAAAACAAGUGCAAUUGAAACGUUGAUGAAAUUUUUAAAAAUAGUUACGCAGACGAUAAAUCAGGGUACACAAAAAAGUUUUAAAAGCAAACUUAGGUAUUUAGAGAACCUAAAAGAAACUUUAUUAGCGAGUAUAGAAUCCCGAAUAGACACAGCUUUCCCAGAUGAUAACCCAGAUGGACAUCGACAGCGCCGAUUCGCAGGAUCGGAAUCACGAGGACAUGUCGAAGUUCCUUCCGCAGAAAGUGCUCUCAUGACUAUAUCUUUCCUCACGUUCGCGGUUUUUCUCAUCAAACUCGUUUUGCAAGUGAUACAUACCUACAAGGCUAAAACAAUGAUGAUGUCUCCGGCGGUCAUUGCAACAGUUGGACGAGGAGCAGCAAAACUUAAGAAGUCCACACACAACUAA
Molecule: messenger RNA, 1269 nt
Organism: Parnassius mnemosyne (clouded apollo)
Lineage: Eukaryota; Metazoa; Arthropoda; Insecta; Lepidoptera; Papilionidae
Source: the annotation of a GenBank genome assembly